Messenger RNA from Exophiala viscosa, 835 nucleotides. RefSeq names its product ubiquitin-conjugating enzyme E2 G1. Gene Ontology annotation, biological process: protein polyubiquitination; ubiquitin-dependent protein catabolic process. NCBI's taxonomy places the organism in Eukaryota, Fungi, Ascomycota, Eurotiomycetes, Chaetothyriales, Herpotrichiellaceae. The record is from RefSeq and is a predicted model, not a curated record. Gene Ontology annotation, molecular function: ubiquitin conjugating enzyme activity. Bases 119 to 625 code for a protein of 168 amino acids. The transcript has 2 exons.
AGACUUCAACCAGCAAAACCAUCUCGCAGUCCCACAGUCAGGUCAUCGAUGAGCCCAUAGCAACCCCUGCGAAAUAUCGACCUGCCUUCAUAAGUACACAUUCAGUCACGAGCGAAUCAUGGCUACCUCUGCUGCUGCGAUCCUACUUCGCCGACAGUUGAAACAAAUGCAGUCGGACAAGGACAUUCCUGGAAUCAGCUGUGGCUUGGUGGACGAUGAUAUCUUUGAGUGGGAAGUUGUCCUCAUGCUGAACGACGACUGCAAAUACUAUGGCGGCGGAUUCUUCAAAGCACGGCUAUCAUUCCCUGGAGAGUACCCUCUCAUGCCGCCGAAGAUGAAGUUCGAAACUCCCAUUUUCCACCCUAACGUCUAUCCGAACGGCGAUGUUUGCAUAUCCAUCCUUCAUCCACCCGAGGAAGACAAGUACGGAUAUGAGUCCGCCGCAGAACGAUGGUCACCCGUUCAGUCUCCCGAAACAAUCCUAAUUUCAGUCAUCAGCGUGCUGAGCAGUCCCAACGAUGAGAGUGCAGCCAACGUUGAUGCAGCAAAGAUGUGGAGGGAUGAUCCGAAAGGAUUUAGACGGAAGUGUCAGAGGAUGGUUCGCGAGAGUCUCGGCGAAGAAUGACAAGAUACUCCUGUGGCACCAGGCGUUUGAAAACGAUGGCAGGCUUCGGGUCUGUGGUGGCGGAAAUAAUGAUACUCAACGGCAUUGCAGCGUUCGGUUCAUGGGAAGGACACGCAUCUCUAUGUCGAAUUCAGGGCUGAAGCAUGGCGUUGGUGGUAUCUACGACAGUUGCGAAGCGGGAUGUACUGCACCACAGGGUCGGGACAACUA